AUGGGUGCUGCUACUAAGGAAGGUGUUGAAGAUGCUGGAGACAACCAAAUCGCUGCUUCCACUCCUUCGAGCCCAGCAUGGUAUCGUCAGAAGCACCUUCUUCAUCUCAACUUCAUCAUUCUGUCUUUGGUCAUGUUCUCAUCGGCAAACGGCUUCGACGGCACUCUCAUGAAUGGCCUUCAGGCCUUGGAUCAAUGGAAUGAAUUCAUGGAUACUCCUACCGGUCCGUGGCUGGGAUGGUUGAACGGCAUCUACUGGCUAGGAUCCGGAGUUGGAUACCCUACUGCUGCAUGGAUUGCAAACCGUUGGGGCCGGAAGCCUGGCGUCUAUCUGGGAUAUCUGUUCCUGGCCCUCGGCUGCGCUCUCCAGACUGCCGCAAACAACGAUAUAGCUUUCAUGAUGGCUCGACUGUUUGUCGGUGUUGCCUCAGCCAUGUUCGGAAACGCCGUUCCCCUUCUCAUUAACGAAAUCGCCUACCCGGAACAUCGCAGCAUCGUUAAUUCCCUUUUCAUGUCGGGCUGGUAUGUCGGUGGAACAGUUGCAGGAUGGGUCAUAUUUGCUUCCCGAACCUACGCCUCAUCAUGGGCAUGGCGUUUGCCUUCUCUACUGCAGGUGCUCGUGCCCUUGAUCGCCCUUCCCGGAUUUUUCCUCGCACCUGAGAGUCCUCGGUGGUUGAUUUCAGUUGGUCGAGAAGAGGAAGCAAAGGAAGUGCUGAUCAAGCACCAUGCUGCGGGCGAUCGGUCGUCAGCGUUGGUCGCAGCUGAAUUCACUGGGAUCACGGCGGCAAUCAGCAGUGAACAGGAGGCCCACAGCAGCUCUAGCUACAUGGAGAUGGUCAAGACUCCUGGUAACCGUCGUCGCUUGAUGAUUUCAAUCACUCUAGGCAUCUUCUCUCAAUGGGCCGGUAACGGUGUCGUUUCUUACUACCUCGCCUUGAUUCUUGACACCGUAGGUGUCACCAGCGUCCGGGACCAAACACUCAUCUCUGCGUGCAUGCAGAUGUGGAAUCUGAUAUUUGCCACGAUGGGUGCUUUCUUGAGUGACAAACUCGGUCGACGCGCUUUGUUCAUGGCCUCUGCGUGUACCAUGUUCGUCAGUUUCGUGCUGGUUACGGCGCUGUCGGGAUCGUUCGCUGAAACCGGCCACAAGGGCACAGGUGCCGCUGUCAUUCCAUUCCUUUUUACCUUCUUUGCUGGAUACUGUAUCGCUUUGACUCCCUUCCUCACCGGAUACCCCUGCGAAAUCUGGCCGUUCCGUCUCCGCUCCCGUGGUCUCACAGUGACGUGGGUUGCCGCCAUUUGCGCCAUCUUCUUUAAUACUUUCGUGAACCCCAUUGCUCUAGAGAAGAUUGCUUGGAAAUACUACAUUGUGUUUAUCAUCGUUCUGAUGGUGUUUGGUUUGACUGCCUACUUCUUCUACCCGGAGACAAGGGGAUACAGUUUGGAGCAGAUGGCGGUCAUCUUUGACGGACCCGACUAUGAGGGAAGCAAAGCUGUCGAGAUUAUGGAUGUGGAUGAGAAGAAGAGGGCGUCGUCAAGUAUACACCAGGAGGUUGUCUAG
This is a messenger RNA of Aspergillus affinis, 1560 nucleotides long. Its product is annotated as sugar transporter. Gene Ontology annotation, molecular function: carbohydrate:proton symporter activity. Gene Ontology annotation, biological process: transmembrane transport; carbohydrate transport. The transcript has 2 exons. The record is from RefSeq and is a predicted model, not a curated record. Gene Ontology annotation, cellular component: membrane. Bases 1 to 1560 code for a protein of 519 amino acids. NCBI's taxonomy places the organism in Eukaryota, Fungi, Ascomycota, Eurotiomycetes, Eurotiales, Aspergillaceae.